Molecule: messenger RNA, 1545 nt
Organism: Helobdella robusta
Lineage: Eukaryota; Metazoa; Annelida; Clitellata; Rhynchobdellida; Glossiphoniidae
Exons: 2
Coding region: 1-1545 (514 amino acids)
Source: RefSeq, a predicted model, not a curated record
AUGAACGUGUCGAAGGAAUGCGUCUGCGGUUGCAAAUUUUCCUCGCCAUCCUCACAAAUCGUUAUGACAACAAAAACUCUUUCCUGUUUGCGCAAAACCGGAAAUAGGAAACUCGUCUGGACCGUAAACGUCAGUUCCGGUCACGUGAUUCGAUGGAAGUCGGAUUACAUUCGUGCGGACAAAGCGGAAAUAGGUCAGAUCUGGGUCAGAGUUCACGACGCAGGAAACAACGUCACGGAAACUCAGCGGCAGCUCGAGCAGCAAUCUGCAGACGACACGAAACAGGAAAUAGAUGAAACGAGUGACGGCCAAUGGGAAGACGUAGUGACGGGAUUUGGAAUUUUGCUCUGCGCAGUUGUGGUAGUGGCUUCCGUAGCGUUCUUCAUCAAACAACAUUUCCUUCGUCGACGGUUGAAGUUAAACGCCGACAGUCAGACCCCGGCCAAGCGAGCGUUACUAGCUGAGAAGAACGGCAAGUCUUCAAAAGAUGGCGGAGCAGUUAUUGGAAAUAGCUAUAGCGAUUCGCCGUCAAACAGUCAGCUGUCUACUGAAAACAGAAGUAAGCGUAAGGAAGCGAUCACAGCUGAAAUAACAGCCACUAACUCAACUCGAGCUACUCCAGAAUCUUCUAGAAAAACGAAUCAAGUGGUGUCAUGCGAUAGUCCAAGAUCUGUCGGCAGUCGAGGCAGUAGCAGCAGGAGCGAUCCUCAUCAUCGUCAUCGUCGCCAUCGAAGUCACCACGAACAAUCGCCAUUGGUGGCUGUCAAAUCGUCGGCAAGUAGAUCGAAACAUUCACCGAUCGAGUUAAUGAAAAAUGUUGAAAAUUUGAGCACGAGUAAAGAGAAGAGCAACUUAAAAGAUUGCCCAGCAGAUUCCUACAAUAACGCCAACAGCAAACAGCAACAGCAAAACAAACAUCACAGAUCAAACAAACGCAGCAGCAACAAACAACAACAACAACAACAACAGCAGCAUUUUGAAAACAUAAACCUGGACGAUUCAUUUUUUGCAGGCAGCAGACCACCAGCUGAGGGGAUGGAUUCGCUACCGGCGGCAGACCAAAUUGCUGAAAAGUUAGAAAAACAGCAAACACGGCAACAGCAGCAGCAGCAACAACAACAGCAGCAGCAGCAACAGCAGCAAAAACAAAAAACUCCAUUGCCACAUCAAAAAUACUUCCAAGCCGCCCAUUUCAGAUCGCCUUACGAAGUACGGAAAGCCGAAAUACGCAGCAUAAAGAUGCUACAAGAUGAUACCGAAACCGAUUCCAUUUACGAAAAAAUACCGGAUCGCCACGUUUCCAACUACAAAAACAGCAAUGACGACGUAAGCAACGCCACAAAACUCUUCCCGGACGACGACGACGAUGACGUCAUCGCGGAUAACGACGACGACGCCGAUAAUGAUUUCGAGUACGAUGAUUACGUCACUCAACUUCCGGGAUCUUACUUUAACAUGGACCCGAAGGCCUACACACUAACUUGGAAUAGGAAGAAGUCCCAGAAACCAUGGGGAGGCCUGGAUCUGGAAGAAGAUACAUUUUAA